Molecule: messenger RNA, 1945 nt
Organism: Neurospora tetraspora
Lineage: Eukaryota; Fungi; Ascomycota; Sordariomycetes; Sordariales; Sordariaceae
Exons: 3
Coding region: 93-1856 (587 amino acids)
Source: RefSeq, a predicted model, not a curated record
GACUCGGAGUUGGUGUAACCAUAAAAGGCUGCGUGCGCUAGCUCAACAUAAUUCCCUUCUUAUAAGGUGGCCUUUAGUCUUUUUCACUGACGAUGCCCACUCUUCUCGUCACAUCUGGCUUCACCAUCGUGGCCGUGUUUGCCUCACUCGCAUUCAUGGCUUCCAAAUGGCGAAAGGCGGAGACGCCUAGCUCCAACAACACAAAGUUCUUUGGCUCUCAGAUCGGAGAGCAGUCGGUCAUCAACUACAGCUACACGGAUCGACCGUUGAAGUUGAUGGCCUUUGAUAUCUACUAUUUCUUCAAGUUCAUCUGGGCUCUUCCCUACGUCUUGAUCCCCCUGUCACCAUCGGAUUCUGGAGACUUGGACGAGCUAUCUAUCACGCGGGGAAACCUAUUCUGUGUUGGUCUCCACGCAGUACUCGUUGUGUUGCAGCUUGGGUUUAUAGCGACCCUCCCAACACUUGUUUUGUUCCCCGUCUGGACCGCUGCCUUGGCUAUCGGGUUGUUUAUGCUCGUCAAUUAUGGGCUUUGCACUCUGCUCAAUGGGAAGGAGGUCGAAUACCAUUCCGACCCAAAAUACGCACCGGCGCUUCCUGAGCAUGCCCAUGAACAGUGGAUCUUCAUCAACGGUGUGGCAGUAGGAGAGCACUGGAUGCAGAGUAACCUUAACCGACUAGCCAUCACGUUCAAGCGCCCCAUCCUCGGGAUACACAACAAAACUGCCGGUAUCCUAUUCGAUGUCAUCGAAUGUCUUGUCCAACGCAACCUUGGCUACGCCACAGCAGACGUGCGAAUCUGCUACCGGAUCAUCAAGGAGAAGCUCUACAACCCGCAGUACUCCAAGGUCAUCUUCAUCCUGCAUUCCCAAGGUGCCAUCGAGGGAGGCAUGAUCAUUGAUUGGCUUCUCCAAGAACUUCCCCAAAACCUGCUGGCAAAGCUCGAAGUCUACACGUUUGGAAACGCCGCCAACCACUUCAACAACCCGCAUCGAAACAUUCAGUCCCAACACAACGCCAUCAGCAACCCUCUGGCGGCAUCCACCGACUCCACCAACACGACAGCGGGAAGUGGGAACACCGAGCAAGCCCAGGCAACCCUGUCCGACAACCAACCUCUGACCGAAACAUCCCCACAGCAGCGGAGGACCACAACCACGGGUACCACUCCCGCGGCUACUGCAACCACGGCCGCAACAGACACUCGCACAACCGAGGGCGAACAGGUAGAACCCAGCAUCCCCUCCCUCACCUCCGAAACCAGCGCCAUCACCCCCUCAGCCGUCUCCGGCCGCGCCAUCGGCCACAUCGAGCACUACGCGCACACGACCGACUUCGUCGCUCUCUGGGGGAUCCUGCACUUCGCCACCUCCAUCCCGGGGCAACGCACCAUGCCGCGCUUCAUCGGCCGCGUCUUCGCCCGCACCACCGUCCGCGGCGGCCACCAGCUGUGCCAGCAUUACCUGGAUGGCAUGUUCCCUCUCGAAAAAGACGCGAAGACGGGCGCCUUUUUGGGAUGCGCGGAGACGGGGAACGAGUUCAUGGAGAGCGAGAUCACGGUUGGCGAGGCGGGGAGCGAGAUGACGGCUGCUAAGGAGGCGAUGGAGAUUAGUUGGCUUGCUAAUGGGAUUGCGAACGGCAUCGUUAGCGGCGGCGGUGAGGGGAAUGGUGAUGAGGCCGCCGUGGGAGGGAUUGCGGUCUACGGUGGUCAUAGUCCGGUGGAACGAAGAGGGCGGGUGAGGACGAGGCGCGAGAGCAUGCCGGCUAAGGUGAAGGUGAAGGAUCUGAGUAGGUUGUGGCAGUAUCGGAAUGGGAGGAGCCCGAAUGAUAAGCCGCCGAUGAGGACUGCGACGGUUUAGGUCGCUGUGGUGAAAGCAUCUUGGGCCGUGCCCCAGCAGUGGUUGUCAAGUGGAAGACCGUGCUGGGUGGCAGGGGCAGUAGAGGGAAG